Molecule: messenger RNA, 624 nt
Organism: Sipha flava (yellow sugarcane aphid)
Lineage: Eukaryota; Metazoa; Arthropoda; Insecta; Hemiptera; Aphididae
Exons: 3
Coding region: 148-498 (116 amino acids)
Source: RefSeq, a predicted model, not a curated record
AUUACAUAAUGUAUUGAAUACUAUGUGUAAGAAAUCAAGUAAAAUGCAAAGUUUAUAUACUAGGUGGUCUCACAAUAGUAACUCCUCUUCUAGACUGUAGUGACAUAUUUUUCUCUGUACUUGAAUGUAUAUGACAACAAAUUCGAAAUGGAGCUCAAUCAACUACAAGGUAUAGCUGUUUUAGAUCAGGCGGUUGAAGUAGAUCCACCAGACCAGCGACGUGAUGAUGAUAACUUUGAUCGCGAUCGCGUACACGCAAUAGCUGUGAGCCACGUCCAGCAAGUACUCGAUCAACCGGGCGGUGACCAGGAUCAUGGUGAACAUGAUCACGAGCAGCGAAAUGAAAACUUGUACGAUGGCAGACAGCUCAUUGAAAAUCAAUCGCAUCAGGGCGUAGAAGUUUCCUUCGCCGGACUGCAUGAUGGAUUUACAAAAAUUGUUAGGCACACAGGCCCCGGGCCUAGAACUAUUAUGAGGCCUCAAGAGGUUAAAUGCUAAAAAACGCUUGAUGAUUAGAGGCCUCAAGGUUUUGAUUCGCACACGGGCCUCGAGUGGUCUACUUACGGCACUGUAUGAUCAUCGUCAAAUAAAAACAGUAGAUAAAAAAUGGGUUUUAGCUGUUAU